UACACACAGCGUUAAAAUCCCCAAAUUUGUCAACUUUGACAUUAGAAAUAAAAAGUGAUUUUUGGUUAUCUAAAGGAUUAUUUUUAUAAUUAGCAUUAGAAUAGAAUUCGAUGGCUGAUUCGGAUUUAGAAGAAUUAAGGAAGCAACGUUUGGCUCAGCUGCAAUCCCAGUACAAGGGAGACGCAGAAAAUGAAAAUUCGCAAAAAAGGAAGGAAGAACAAGCCAGGGCACAAGAGGACGCCAAAAAUUCCAUCCUUUCGCAAAUUUUAGACCAACCGGCAAGAGCUCGUUUAAACACUUUAAUGUUGGGGAAGCCAGACAAGGGCAAAUUGGUGGAGAAUAUGUUGAUACGAAUGGCACAGACGGGGCAGAUUUGUUCCAAAAUUGGGGAAACAGAACUUAUUACCUUACUCGAAAAUGUGAAUGCUCAAACCCAGCAGAAGAAACCAACUGUUAAGUUUGACAGAAGAAGGGCUGCAUUGGACUCGGAUGAAGACUUUUAGGUUUUAGAAACAUGUACGUUUAUUUUUAACUUUCAUUUAAUUUUUUCUUAAUUACACCUGUAAAAUUAUAUUAAUACGUAUAAAACAAUAAAAUAAUUUAAUCACAACAAA
Tribolium castaneum (red flour beetle) is the source of this 614-nucleotide messenger RNA. It is a transcript of the gene PDCD-5, whose product is annotated as Programmed Cell Death 5. Gene Ontology annotation, cellular component: cytosol; nucleus. Bases 111 to 503 code for a protein of 130 amino acids. The transcript is spliced from 3 exons. NCBI's taxonomy places the organism in Eukaryota, Metazoa, Arthropoda, Insecta, Coleoptera, Tenebrionidae. The record is from RefSeq and is a predicted model, not a curated record. Gene Ontology annotation, molecular function: DNA binding.